Impatiens glandulifera is the source of this 396-nucleotide messenger RNA. RefSeq names its product secreted RxLR effector protein 161-like. Lineage: Eukaryota; Viridiplantae; Streptophyta; Magnoliopsida; Ericales; Balsaminaceae. The transcript has a single exon. Bases 1 to 396 code for a protein of 131 amino acids. The record is from RefSeq and is a predicted model, not a curated record.
AUGUCUGAUGCUAAAUCUGCGAAUGUGCCUCUUGCUUUCCACUUUGUGUUAUGUAAGGAUCAGUCUCCUAAGACUGAAACUGAAAAUACUGAAAUAAAGAAUGUGCCUUAUUCCAAUGCUAUAGGAUCUGUAAUGUAUCUCAUGAUUAGUAUUAGGCCUGAUAUAGCAUAUGCAAUUAGUUGCUUGAGUAGAUUAAUUUCUAACCCUAGGAUGCCUCAUUGGAAUGCUUUGAAAUGGAUUUUGAGAUAUCUAAAAAGCACUGUUGAUGUUGGUUUGACUUUCUCUAAGUGUUCUGUAGGUACUAAGUUGGUUGGUUAUGUGGAUUCUAAUUAUGCUAAUGAUAGGGAUAAUAGAAAGUUUACUACUUCCUAUGUAUUUACUUUGUGUGGCUCUUGA